UCGAGCAGCAGCUGCAAGUGGUCGCAUGUCAGGGAUCCUGUGUGUCUUUUUGAACAAAAGGAUUUCUUUUUCUCUUUAAGCGAAAGGGAAUUAUAACACCUCUGUAAACAGGUACAUUUUUCACAGUUUCUGUUUUUGUUACUCGCCAUUGUGGCACAAACAUGACGGAGGUGAUGCAAGCUUCUGCCGUUAGCACCCAGGAGACGGAGGACGUCACGUUUGAAAGUGAAGACAAAGCCGGUGACGAGGGAGACGAGACGACGCUCAGCAACACAAGUGAGGCAGGAGUGCAAGAAGAAGAAGAAGAAGAAGAAGAAGAAGAAGAAGAAGAAGAAGGAGGAGGAGGAGGAAAGCCCUGCCACGCAGGUGAUGACACCUGUGAUGACACUGAAAAGGGACAGGUGAACGGCGUUGAGCACGAAAAGAACGACACAGAAAACGGGAAAAAUAAGUCAAAUACUGUAAACGGCCUCUCAAGCAAAGAGGACGAUCUUCAGGCUGAAGCAAACGAUACUCAGAAUGUUUCAGAUUUGGCGUUCAAGAAAGAGAAACUCCUCCGAUCUCGACGGCCGGUGGCCAGGAGCUACGUCCCGAAGGCGACCAAGGAAAAGGGAGAUGUGACCAGCAAGUUUGAGGCCAUGCAGAAGGCCAGGGAGGAGCGGAGUCGGAAGAGGAGCAAUGAGGAGCAGCAGAAGAGGAAGGAGCAAUUCAUCAAGGAGCGAGAGCGGCUGCGCAGAAAGCAGGAGAUAAAGGAACUGCUCGCAUCCAGUGAUGAGGAAGAAGAGGUGAAGGCCCCAAAGGUGGAGAAGUCUUAUGUCCCAAAAAUCACAGGUAGCGUAAAGGGGAAGUUUGCAGAAAUGGAGAAGCAACGACAAGAGGAGGAGAGGAAGCGAAUGGAAGGAGAAAGGAAGAAGAGGGAAGCCCAGGACAAGUUGGAGAAAGCAAAAAUCAAGAAAGAAUUGGCUCAGAAAGCGGCUGAGGAGGGAGACGACACAAUCCUGGUACGUGUGGUUCCAGCCAAAGCGUCGCGGCCUCCAGGAAAAAUCAAAAUGAACUUCGAAGACAUGGAGAGGAGCCGAGAGGAGGAGCUGAGGAAGAAGGCAGAAGAAGAAAAGAAGAGGCAGUACGAUGAAAACAGGCGCUCCUUCAGGGAAGCCAAGAGACGCUCGGUCGUUGAGCAGGAUGAAGAGGAGAAGCCCUCAGAGAGGACGUCUGUGACUCCCGGAAAGCUGAAGCUGACAUUUGAGGAGCUGGAAAAGGAAAGGCAGGAGCAGAGGAGGAAGCAGGCUGAGGAGGAAGCUAAACGGCGCCUGUUGGAGGAGAAGAAGGCUUUUGAGGAGGCAAAGUUGGGAAUGGGAGAAGACGAGGACAGCACUGAAGCAGCUCAGGAGGACAAAGAGGAAUUCCGACCAGGAAAACUGAGACUGAGCUUUGAGGAGCUGGAAAAGCAAAGAGUGGAAGAGGAGCGCAAGAAGGCAGAGAGGGAGGCGCAGAGACGGAUGGAGGAGGAGAGGAAAGCGUUUGCCGAAGCCAGGAAGAGCAUGCUUCUAGAUGAAGACGAUGAGGUUCUACUGGCUUUAGUGAACCUGGAGGGCAGCAAACCCGGGAAGAUCUGCGUCAGCUUUGAGGAGCUGGAGCGGCAGAGGAGAGAGGAGGAACACCGGAAAGCAGAGGAGGAGGCAAAGAGGAGGCUGGAGGAGGAGAAGAAGCUCUUCACUGAGGCCCGCAAGAGCAUGAGUCCUGGCCUGGAUCAGGAAAGUUCUGCAUGUGGAGAUCCAACAUUGCUGGAUGACGAUGACGAGGGAAUGUUUAAGAGUGACUCUCAGGAAGCUCUGCACCCAAGAAAGCUGGAGAUGAACUUUGAGGAGCUGCUUAAGGAGAAGGAAGAAGCUGAGAGGAGACGCAAAGCAGAGGAGCGCAAGAGGAAGCUGGAGAAGGAGAAGCAGGAGUUUGAGCAGCUCAGACAGGAGAUGGGCGAGGAUGAGAUAAACGAAAGCUCAGAUGUGGUGAGCAAAGAAUACGAGGAGCUAACGAAGCUGAAACGAACCGGCUCCAUUCAAGCCAAAAACCUCAAGUCCAAGUUUGAGAAGAUCAAGGAGCUAACGGAGGAGGAGAUUCAGAAAAAGAUCGAGAUGGAGAGAGAGCGGAGGAAGGCCAUUGACGACGAAAUCAAGCAGAGAGAAGCCGAGAGAUUAAAGGAGGAAGAGGAGGAUGAAGAAAGGGAAUCAACUCCAGCGAGGUCUGAGGAGUCUCCUUUCAAACAGAAGGUGGACAUGAAAGCUCGGUUUGAACAAAUGGCCAAAGCCAGAGAGGAAGAGGAGAGGAGGAGGAUAGAGGAGCAGAAGCUGCAGAGGAUGCAGUUUGAGCAGCAGGAAAUCGACGCCGCCCUCCAAAAGAAGAAAGACGACGAUGUCGACGACGAGGCGAGCAUCAUCAACGGCUCCACGGCCUUCGAAGAUGAAGAAGAUCCCGCCAGGUCGGGGGCGCCGUGGUUCAAAAAGCCCCUGAAGAACUUGUCCGUGGUGGACUCCGAGCCGGUCCGGUUCAGCGUGAAGAUCACCGGCGAGCCGAAGCCUGAGGUGACCUGGUGGUUUGAGGGCGAGAUGCUCCAGGACUGUGAGGACUAUCAGUACAUCGAAAGGGGCGAGACGUACUGUCUGUACCUGCCGGAAACCUUCCCGGAGGACGAGGGCGAGUACAUGUGUAAGGCCGUGAACAGCAGAGGCACUGCAGCCAGCACCUGCAUCCUCACGAUAGAAAGUAAGACCACGCUGGUGUGACUGCAUGGCCGCACGGCGCCUCCCAACCCGACGAAGUGGACCGCAUGCUCCUCUUCCUGUAGCUCUCAGGUGGAAACACACCUGGAUAACAAUCUUUCUUUCUUUCCUUCUUUGCAGCUUAUGACUACUAAACGCCCUCCUCAUUCUGGAGGCUUUCACUGUUGUCUUUCACUCCGUUUUUAUAAAUGUUCACGCUGCGGUCCGACGGGAGAAGACCAUGCUCGGCAUUCCUAAAGGAGGGAUCGUCUCCCAGUCAGGAUGUUGGAUGAAACUCGUGCCAAACAGCCGGUGGUUGCACUAAAUUUCAAAGCAUCUUUUUCUGCUAACAACAUUUGUGAAAUUUUGUUGUUGUACUGUACUGUAAAUAUCACACUUUAUGGUCCAUUAUCAGCAAAUGUUUAGGAGCUGUCAGGAAAUCUAAUCAGAAUUGAUUAGUUUGAUAUUGAAUAUGAUUGUAACUCCCCAAAUCAAAACAUUGUUAACAUCUUCACUUUUUUUUUUUUUUGCAAUAUUUACAAAAGCUGACGGUAGAAUUUACACGCAUCCUCCUUUUUUUUAAUGUGCAGAACACUCCUGACACGUUUGAAAUCGUUUAUUUGGUUGUCCAAGGUGACUUCUUCAGUGUUUGAUGAUAAAAAUAUUUAAAUUUGAAGAUUUUGUCACAUAGAAAAGCAAUUUGUUUUAAAUAAAAUGCAUCAAAAUUU
Molecule: messenger RNA, 3484 nt
Organism: Oryzias melastigma (Indian medaka)
Lineage: Eukaryota; Metazoa; Chordata; Actinopteri; Beloniformes; Adrianichthyidae
Gene: nexn
Product: nexilin (F actin binding protein)
Exons: 14
Coding region: 162-2780 (872 amino acids)
Biological process (GO): axon guidance; homophilic cell-cell adhesion; dendrite self-avoidance
Cellular component (GO): axon; plasma membrane
Molecular function (GO): cell-cell adhesion mediator activity
Source: RefSeq, a predicted model, not a curated record